GUGGGCAUGGCCCUCCUUUUUGGACUUUGCGAUGCGCAGUGCCGGUCGGGCUCCUUUCUGACGACAAUGCGUUAUUGCAGCUACAGUACCGGCACGAGCACUACGACGCUGGGAGCGACAUCAAGGAGGUAGCCUCGACGACGGCAGCCCCCUCGACGACAGCCCCCACGACGGCUAUCUCGAGCAGCACGACCUCUUUGCCUCAACUUUUUGAGGAAGAUGUUGGUGCAGGUUCCAGCAGCAUCCCAGUGCCAGACGUGGCACCCUUCAAUGUCGGGAAUGUCAUCCAAAUCUCCGAUUCCAAUGCAGCUGAGACUAAGGCCUUCACCAACAUCACCUCGGCAUCAGGUCUCCUUGAGCAACAACAGGCCAGGCGAACUACACACAUGGCCGUCCCGAGAAACCUCGUCGUGGACUCACCACUGCCGAACGAUUACCUGGUGAACCGGUCAGCAAGAAUCAAAGUCUUGCCGGACGAGCCGACAGAUGAAACGCAAGACAAGCCAUAUCGAACCGGACGGCGUUGGCCUUGGCGCAAGAAUCCCUGGUGGUACAAUUGUCUGAAGCUCCCAUGUGUGCUGGCCCUCCUGUUGUUUGUGGACCCUAACAGCGGAAAAACCCGAGGGUUUGGCAAAAACGGUUAUGGAUCCUAG
This is a messenger RNA of Symbiodinium sp. CCMP2592, 653 nucleotides long. The record is from the annotation of a GenBank genome assembly. NCBI's taxonomy places the organism in Eukaryota, Dinophyceae, Suessiales, Symbiodiniaceae.